UGAUAUCAGUCAGGGUCGUUGGAGUUGCCUGAAACAACAAACGAAGGGGGGAGCUGAAGCCGUCUAUGAUCCAGUAGCCUCUCUCUCUCUCUCUCUACUCAAUGACUACCGUCACAGACUUUCGUUAUUUAAAUGCAUACAAUAGUCACAGUCAAUUUCCAGCUACAAAUCGCCAUACAAAACCCUUGUCGCCCUCUUCUCGCAUCCACCUUUCAAGCCUCUCUAUCUAUGGUUCGUCUCCGUUUACACGCAACAACCGAAACAGAGACAAUUGUAGGUGGGGAAGAUUCCGAUGCUCGAUCGCCGAGGAGUCCACAAUUGCUCCGUCCAAGGUCGGUUUCCAAGACACCGGCGGCAGUGGUGGUGAAUCCGUGUUGGAUUGCGUCAUUGUCGGCGCCGGUAUCAGUGGCCUCAGCAUUGCCCAGGCUCUGGCGACCAAGCACUCCGAUGUAGCCCCAAAUGUCAUCGUGACGGAGGCUAGAGAUCGAGUUGGCGGCAACAUCACCACUGUCGAGAGGGACGGUUUUCUCUGGGAAGAAGGUCCCAACAGCUUUCAGCCUUCCGAUUCCAUGCUCACCAUGGUGGUGGACAGUGGUUUGAAGGAUGAUUUAGUGUUGGGCGACCCUAAUGCACCUCGAUUUGUAUUGUGGGAUGGUAAAUUAAGACCAGUACCCUCCAAGCCAACCGAUCUCCCCGUCUUUGACUUGAUGAGCUUUGGUGGGAAACUCAGGGCAGGCUUUGGUGCUCUUGGCCUUCGGCCUUCUCCGCCAGGUCAUGAGGAAUCCGUGGAAGAGUUUGUGCGUCGUAAUCUUGGUGAUGAGGUUUUUGAACGUUUGAUAGAGCCUUUCUGUUCAGGUGUUUAUGCAGGUGACCCAUCAAAGCUGAGCAUGAAAGCAGCAUUUGGAAAAGUUUGGAACCUAGAGCAAAAUGGUGGUAGUAUCAUUGGUGGUGCCUUCAAAGCAAUCCAGAAGAGAGCUAGUAGUCCAAAGCCGCCUCGAGACAUGCGCCUACCAAAACCAAAGGGCCAAACAGUUGGAUCAUUCAGGAAGGGACUGGUAAUGUUGCCUGAAGCAAUUUCUGCAAGGUUGGGAAGCAAAGUUAAAUUGUCUUGGAAACUCACAAGUAUUGUACAGUUGGAAAAUGGAAGGUAUAAUUUGACAUAUGAAACACCCGAAGGAUUGGUUUCUCUGCAGAGCCAAAGUGUCGUCAUGACUGUUCCAUCACACGUGGCAAGCAAUUUGUUGCGUCCCCUUUCAGCUGCUGCAGCAGAUGCGCUAUCAAAAUUUGAUUAUCCACCAGUUGCAGCGGUAUCCAUUUCAUAUCCAAAAGAAGCCAUUCGUGCUGAAUGCUUAAUAGAUGGUGAACUGAAGGGAUUUGGUCAGUUGCAUCCGCGCAGCCAAGGGGUUGAAACUUUAGGAACUAUAUACAGCUCGUCACUUUUUCCUAACCGAGCGCCACCUGGAAGAAUUCUGCUCCUGAACUACAUUGGAGGGGCGACCAAUCCUGGAAUUUUGUCAAAGACGGAGAGCCAACUUGUGGAAGCAGUUGACCGUGACCUGAGAAAGAUACUUAUAAACGGUAGUGCAAAGGAUCCACUUACUUUGGGGGUGAGAGUGUGGCCACAAGCCAUUCCACAGUUCCUGAUUGGUCAUUUUGACAUCCUAGAUGCUGCAAAAUCUGCUCUCAGCAAUGGUGGGUUCAGAGGGCUUUUCCUCGGGGGCAAUUAUGUAACUGGUGUGGCAUUGGGCCGAUGCGUUGAAGGUGCUUUUGAGGUUGCAACUGAGGUUACUGAUUUUUUGUCACAGUAUUUGUACAAACAGUCACAGUAACACGGUGGAACUUCCGGUAAUUUAUUUAAGGUUCCUCCAUUUGGUUUGAAUUGGUCAAUGAGGUGUAUUUAGUUUUGGGGCAUUUUGGCUGUAACUCGAUGCCCCCUGUUUUGGCACCUUUUUACUUCGUUAUUUAACCAAAAAAAGAAAUAUAUAUAUAUAUAUAUAUGAAAUUCUUGACUUGUUA
This is a messenger RNA of Camellia sinensis, 2016 nucleotides long. RefSeq names its product Flavin containing amine oxidoreductase family (gene PPOX). The record is from RefSeq and is a predicted model, not a curated record. Lineage: Eukaryota; Viridiplantae; Streptophyta; Magnoliopsida; Ericales; Theaceae. Gene Ontology annotation, molecular function: protoporphyrinogen oxidase activity, oxygen as acceptor. Gene Ontology annotation, cellular component: chloroplast thylakoid. Gene Ontology annotation, biological process: porphyrin-containing compound biosynthetic process.